UAGUUAUAGCAAUUUAAGCAGCGUAAAAUAGGAUUUAUUUGGGACUUGAUUGCUCUGUUCGCUGCUGCAAGUUACUUUCAAAGGAGCGUUUUCAAGCAUGUAUCUAAGCCCCACCAGGCAGGUUAUUUAUACGCAAAUGAAGAGCAGUUAUAGCGUAAGCACACCGCAUGUUUAUCAUGAGAUAAAAGGUAAUGCGGCUGUGGAUGAUGCGAACCAUCACUUGGAUGAACUGCACCGAAUCGAGCAGUUGCCAUAUUUUCACCAACUUAAUCGGGUUGAGGCUGAGGACAUAUUGGUACGCUACGCCAAACAACCGGGUGUAUUUUUGUUACGGUGGAGCAGCAUGACGAAUAAGAUUGCUGUGACAACAGUGGUUUGCAAGGGGCGGAUCGCUCACACUGUGAUAUUUGCUAAACGUGGAACCUAUUACAUGGAAAACGACAUUCGGUUCAGCAGCAUUGAAGCGCUUAUUACUUACUACAGCUGCUUCGGUAUACCUGCAUUUUCAAAGUACAAUUCCAACGCACGUCUCACAACACCGAUAAUCAGAUUUUGCGGUUCGACACUGCCUGCUGUGCGUGAUAGCUGUUUAUCACAGAACAUUCACAAUCCAACCCCGAUGUCUGGCUGUGGAAAUCAUUACACCCCAUACGACAUUAAAUACAGCUUUCAUCUCAACCAGAAUAUCGAAUCGAACUCCACCGACAUAGACACGACUCAUCCGAAACUGGCGCGGAUUCUGUCCUAAAUCUGCAUCGUAUUUCUCUGAAACUAAAUAUUUGUCACAGCAGAUUUUAGAAUACAUCGUGAUUUCGUAUAAAUCAUGUUUUUUGUUCUAUCGACAUUUUCGGCACAUAAUGUAUUUAAAAAUUGGUCAAUUACGACAUAUGGUAAGGUGAGGGAA
Ciona intestinalis (vase tunicate) is the source of this 904-nucleotide messenger RNA. NCBI's taxonomy places the organism in Eukaryota, Metazoa, Chordata, Ascidiacea, Phlebobranchia, Cionidae. The record is from RefSeq and is a predicted model, not a curated record.